Molecule: messenger RNA, 3418 nt
Organism: Pundamilia nyererei
Lineage: Eukaryota; Metazoa; Chordata; Actinopteri; Cichliformes; Cichlidae
Gene: adck1
Product: aarF domain containing kinase 1
Exons: 13
Coding region: 329-1870 (513 amino acids)
Biological process (GO): mitochondrion organization; lipid homeostasis
Cellular component (GO): mitochondrial inner membrane
Source: RefSeq, a predicted model, not a curated record
UACGUCGUCCAUGUUUUCUACAGGCUCCAUAUCAGGCCGUACUACAUUAACCAGAAUCCUUUGCCUCUGCGUCGAAAUUUUGCGAAGAGGUCAAAUCAAACGGAUAAAUGGCAGUCAGUCAGCGCGCGUUGUAGAGUCAGCGUCUUUUAGAAACGAGACACCAGCGAAAUCCGGUCUGAGGCAAAGACACUACUUGGAGCUGUCUCGGCAGGAACUGCUUUGUGAUUCAUUGAGCUGACCUGCCGCUAGCUGCUCAGGCCGUAUCAGCUGAAGUUGAACUGGGGCUAGACUAUACUCCUGUUCAGUGCCAGUUUAUAUCACAUGACUCAUGGCUAAUCGGCUCCUCAAAGUCUCCUCUCUAGCCACAGCAGUACUUGCCUCAUCUGGAUUUUACCUUUAUAGCAGUCACCUGGACCUCAGUGAUUUAAGUGUGAUCCGCUUUGGACGAGCUGUGGCGACUACAGCAGUCAUCAGCUACGACUAUCUCACAGCUUUCAGACACGUGGAAAAUGGCACAGACGAAUACUGGCACCUCAAGUCAAAGGUGCACAGGCGAUCGGCAGAGCGUCUUCGAGACUUGUGCUGUGCCAACCGGGGCACUUUUAUCAAAGUGGGCCAGCACCUUGGUGCUCUGGACUACCUGCUGCCCGAGGAGUACACAUCUACGCUAAAGGUGCUCCACAGCCGAGCUCCUGAGAGCAGCAUGGAGGAGAUCCAGCAGGUUAUCAGAGAAGACCUUGGCAAGGAAUUGUCAGAAUUAUUUCUCUCCUUUGAAGAGAAGCCUCAGGGUGCAGCUUCCUUAGCACAGGUCCACAAGGCAGUGCUGCAUGAUGGAAAGACGGUGGCAGUCAAGAUCCAACACCCCAAAGUCCAGAAACAAAGCGCCAACGACAUCCUAGUAAUGGAAGUGUUGUUGAAGGCGGUUCAUUGGCUCUUCCCGGACUUUGCCUUAAUGUGGUUGGUGGAGGAGGCCAAGAAAAACAUGCCUCUGGAGCUGGACUUCCUUAACGAGGGACGCAAUGCUGAGAAGGUGGCCGACAUGUUGGCCCACUUUCACUUUCUUAAGAUUCCCAUGAUCCACUGGAAUCUCUCCACCAAGAGAAUCCUGACCAUGGAGUUUGCAGACGGGGGCCAAGUCAAUGACAGGGAUUACAUGCAGACACAUGGCAUCAAUGUCAAUGAGAUCUCAGAAAACCUGGGCAAGAUGUACAGUGAAAUGAUCUUUGUCCACGGCUUUGUUCACUGUGACCCCCACCCAGGCAAUGUGCUGGUCCGAAAGUGUCCGCAGACCAAAAAGAACGAGAUUGUUCUGCUUGAUCACGGCCUGUAUCAGGUUCUGCAACCAGACUUCAGGUUGAACUACUGUCAGCUGUGGCAGGCUUUGAUUAAGGGCGACAUGUCAGGGGUGGAGCGUUACAGCCGCAGACUGGGCGCUGGGGAUCUGUACCCCCUCUUUGCCUGUGUACUGACUGCUCGGUCCUGGAAGGCGGUGAAUGCCGGUAUUAGUUCUGUACCUGUCACCCGUUCCGAGGAUAUUGAGAUAAGGACCAAUGCAGGCCUGUACCUGCCCCAGAUCAGCAACUUGUUGAACAGAGUUCCCCGGCAGAUGCUGUUGCUGCUGAAGACCAAUGACCUGCUGCGAGGCAUUGAGACCACGCUACAGACCAGGGCCUCAUCCUCAUCCUUCAUCAACAUGUCCCGCUGCUGCAUACGAGCCAUAGCCAGGCACAAGAGGACUAAAACUCAGAGCAGGAGAAGGCGUGUGCAGAUCACGCUGGCCGAGUCUCUCAGCCUGUGGAAACUCUACAUGUAUGAACUGUUUCUGUGGCUGAAAGGAUCCAUGACCAUUCUGAUGCCAUUACUACACUGAGACAUAUUUGGAUGUCAACCUUGUUUUAAAUUCAUCUUUUACCUCAAGUGUCCACUCAUUAGUGUUCAGAUAAUGAUUGUAACAUCGUUAUCUGUAAUUUACUCAGUAUGCUGUACAUUGCAUCUUCAGCAGGUCACUAUUGUUGGGAAUUUUAUGACGUGAAAAAACAUUCUCCUGUAGGUUCUGUAGUGCAGAGAUGGAUCCUACAACAUGAGCUCCGAGACAUCUGGAAACCUGAACUUUUAAUUUUAGCUUAAAAAUGAAAUAUCGCCGUUUAUAUUCGGUAGGGAAUAACACAUACAAAAUACAAACGGAUUAGUUAUUAGUUAGUAUUAAUUAGUUGUUAAAGGUGCAUUAUCUAAAAUUGAUGGUCAAUAGAGCAGGAAAAAUAGUAACUCUUACCAACACCUGAUAAAACUCACCUGCAGAUAUCUACUGAGCAGCUAGCCUAAAUGUUUGGCCAACAGCAAAUUUGUGCUCUUGUCAUCUUUUUACAUGGUGGCACAUACCAAACAUGACAUCAUCAUGAGGGUGGGUGUGGCUUAGCAGGUAAAGCGGGUUUGUUUGUCAAUGGGAAGGCUGAUGGUUUGAUCGCCUCUGAGAAGCACGUGAGACAGUAUCAGACAACGUCACAUAAAUGUUGCUGUAUUAACUUCUAUUCCUCUUGUCUUCAUUGCAUACCUCCACCUCUGCAGGCUUUCUUCCACCUGCUCCCCCACUCUCACUACAGAUAAAAGUUUUAUCCACACACGUCAUAGCCAGGAGGACUCCUGCCUGAGCUCAUCUCUUUACCUGCCCAUCACCAUUGCAACCAACAGCUGAUCCCUGGCGUAGUUCCACCCCCACCUUGAUCCCAUCUGUCACUCCUAUGCACACCUCACCGCUGCCUUGCUGUUCUCAUUUAUGUCCUGUGCAGCCCUCACCUGCUGCUCUGCCACUCCUAAUUUCCUCAUAUAAUAUCCCAGUUCCUCUCUUGGGAUGCUGUCAGGCUGUCAAACAGAAUGAACCCGACAGACGGAAAAAGAAAACGAAGGAAACGAAUCAUGACCCCUGGAUCAUGUAUAAAACGUUUACCGUUAGGGUCAUAUGAUCCUCUCAAUGAUAAGAAAAUGGUUUAUAUUUGAAUAUCAAUUUCAUGUAAGUCUGAUACAGAUCAGUUACAGAUUUCCUACAUACAGUAUACAGUAGUCUGCAUCUAUCCGUCAGUCACUCGUUAAAUGAAAAUCACCUCACACUGUCCUAAACUCAUUAUUUACAAAUGUUCUUGGCAAGAAUGUCAAAAGUGGACAACUAAAUGAUGUAAGUGACCAUUCCCCAUGUUUUAUCACAAACUGGUACAAUCCCAUUAAAAAAUAAUUCGUCAAAAACAUAUUUUCUCUCUGAAUCAUAACUGCAGUAAAAUCUUUGUAGAUGAUUUAAAUGAAGCUUGCUGUCUAUAAUGACUCUUCUUAACAGAUACUGUCCAAACAAUAAAACACAACUCUUACCUCACACCUCAGUGUCUGUCCUCAUACAUGUCCUGCACCACCCUCACAUAUGGUAAAUGGA